AUGGCAAGUCAGCAGGGACCGGCCCGUCGCAACGGGGUAAUUGGGUUCAAUAUGACGGGUGGACCUACCCCUGUCAUCCCUCUCGUCGCCCCGGCGUAUAGAGGCCCCAUUCCUGUCCCCCGCGGUAAUGGAGCCACCGGCCGCCCGAUGGUGUCUGCUCCCUCUACUGCCAUUCCGUAUCUCAACAACCAGGGACCCCCGCACGGGAUCACCCCCCUGGUGGGCCCCGACACAGCCCAUUCCUCCCCCUCUGGUGUCCGACCAAGACGGACAUCGCGCGAAGUUACCGCGUUGAGCGCAAGUCUAGCGGAUGCCGAGGGCGCUCUUUCUCGCCUGGAGACCAAGCAGGACAUCACCGAGUCCCAGGUGUCUGCUCUGCGGUCCCAAUUGGCGACCCAUCGAACAACUCGUUUCGUUGAUCAAGCGCAUAUGGAUGCCUUGAUCAACCGGUCUUGCAACGACCGGGCUCGCGACAUCGACCGCCAAUUCCAGAUCCUGGAGGACCGAUUGGACCAGGUGUCUGAAGAUCUUGAACGCGCUGAAGGAAACCAAGCUGCGCUCCAAGGUAUUCAAUACGCCUUCCAAAAGGAUCGCCACGAUGUCCAGGAUCUGCGACAGAUAGUUGCAGCCGCCGAGUUCAACCUGCAACGUCACAAACGCCUUGCGGGUGCCGAGGACCGGUUCAAAGGCCUCGCCAAGAACCUCGAUCUUAUGCUUGCCGCGGCCAUGCAAGCCACAAGGGACAGCCAGGUGCGGGCUCGCAGUGCUCCGACUGCUGAGUCCUCCACCCACCCUGUGGGUAUUGCGCGCCGCCACGUCGUGGGAAGCCAGGAACCAGGCUCCCACGGGCAUGCAUUUGAUCUCCACCCGCAGGAGCUCGGCAAAGGGAAGGCUCGUGACCCGGGACCGCUCCCCUCUGAGGGUCCCCGUGAUGAUAGUGACACCGAGUCCGACGUUGACGAUGGCGACUGCUCGAUGAGAUCGCGAUCGGAAAGUCCUAGCGUGCUUUCCGUCGUGAUGUCAUUGGACAGCCGUCGAUCGUCGCGGGCUAGUUCACCAAACGACAUCAUCAUGGUGGGCACGGUCCAACAACUUGCCGCCGCCCCGUUGCAGGAAGAUGGGUCCCAGGCGACCAACAACAACGACUGGGUGAUGCCAGACGCACCACCCAUUACCACCCUACCCGUGGACCAGCAGCAAGUGGAGAAUACUUGCACAACAAAUCAUCUCCCCGACCCCGACCUCGAACAGUUGAACGGCUACGACAUUGACAUGGACUGGGAGCCAGCCAAAAUCCCAGGCCGCACACGCCCGUGCAAGCGAGACGCACGAAGUGCAAAGUACCACCGAGACCGACGGCGUCGUGUGCGUCGUGCCCGUCGUGCCCGUCCUGUGCGCCAGAUGGCCAUCGAGUCUGUCAAUAUGCCAGUGCGCAAACGGAUAGCUCGCGUGGACGAGCCGAGCGGGGACGAGCCUACUCGCAAGAAAAGGAUUACGAAGGAGAUGAUGGAAAGUAACGGAUCCCGGUUGCUUUCCCCUAUCUGA
Molecule: messenger RNA, 1545 nt
Organism: Penicillium mononematosum
Lineage: Eukaryota; Fungi; Ascomycota; Eurotiomycetes; Eurotiales; Aspergillaceae
Exons: 1
Coding region: 1-1545 (514 amino acids)
Source: RefSeq, a predicted model, not a curated record